AUGCCUAACAAACAAGCUUAUGAUUACACCACUACCGCACAAUCAGUGGAUCAAGAUGAUGAAAACAAAAAGGUGGAAACUUAUGAUACUCAGACGAAGAAAGUAAUACAGAGUCACAGCGAUCGUAUGCCAGAAGCCAGCUUGCCUGCACUGAUUGGUGUACCGAUAUCUAAGACAAAAGCUCUUCCAUUCCUGCCAGAAGAUUUUGACUGUCGCUCGAAAGCAGAUGGCUUCUAUUCAAUUGGAUGUAGAACGGAAUUCGUUGUUUGCGCCAAUCACCGGAUGUUCUUUUUUGAAUGUCCACACAAUUUAAUAUUCAAGGAAGAAGCACAAAUCUGUGAUUACGCAGAAAAUGUUGAAGAUUGUUCGAAGAUGACAGACAUUAAUGAGAAAGAAUCAAAACGUCUUGAAAUGGAGUCAGAAAUUUCAUUGGAAGAAGAAACUAAACGAGUAGAUAGCACAGCGAUUCGCGAUCAAGGACAGAUUAUGGAUCCAGCAAGCAAGAUAUGUAACAAACCGGAAAAUAUACCAGAAUGUAUGAACAAGGACGAUCGGACCUAA
Loa loa (African eye worm) is the source of this 561-nucleotide messenger RNA. RefSeq lists its product as hypothetical. The transcript has 5 exons. Gene Ontology annotation, cellular component: extracellular region. The record is from RefSeq and is a predicted model, not a curated record. Gene Ontology annotation, molecular function: chitin binding. Lineage: Eukaryota; Metazoa; Nematoda; Chromadorea; Rhabditida; Onchocercidae. The coding region runs from base 1 to 561 and encodes 186 amino acids.